AUGUCUGACAUCAUCGAAAAGACCAUACAAUUUACCUACUGCCCUAGACGGGAGACCAAAUCAGAACCUGGAGGCAGAAAGAACCCCGCCAAUGCUCAUUUUUUCCGCCAUUGGGGAUACCCUAUUUAUCGCACAUACUAUGGUCCCGGCUCUGACGAAAGCUGGAACGAACUACUUUACUCGUUGAAGAAACAGACCGGGCUAGGACUUGGAGCUUUUGAAGACGAAGACCAGAAUGACGUACAAAAGCUCAAGGAACUUUUCCAUCUCAACGCUUACGAAGAUCCUGCCACUCUAGAAGGACUCGACGUCAAGGGGCUUCGACAGUUUUGCAACAAGCAUCAGUUGGGAAUAUUCACAGCUUUUUCAGAUUGUCUCUUUCAUUUCGUUCUGAUGGCUGAUAAAUCAGUGCUGGAAGACAUAAAGAAAGGAAUAUUCGUGGUCAAGGCUAUUUCACUGUCGUGGGAUGGACGACCGGGGUGGGGGUGGGACCGAUACCGAAAAUGCAUUGCACUUUCAUGGACCUGA
This is a messenger RNA of Fusarium coffeatum, 528 nucleotides long. RefSeq lists its product as uncharacterized. The record is from RefSeq and is a predicted model, not a curated record. The transcript has 2 exons. Bases 1 to 528 code for a protein of 175 amino acids. Lineage: Eukaryota; Fungi; Ascomycota; Sordariomycetes; Hypocreales; Nectriaceae.